UAUAUAAGUAUUUAAGAAAAAAAAAAAAAAAAAAAAGAAAAAAUGAUCACUGUCGUGGAUUUAGUAAGUAAAAAAAAAAACAAAAAAAAAGAAGUUGGCGGGAAAUUCGAAAUAUGAAAAUGUGCUAAUGAUCAUCGAAAUCGCGUUUACGUGUUUUAGGAAAAAGAUUAAAUAUUUAAUCCUUUUCUGAGAAUAAAAUGAAAUAUUGUAAAAAUGUCUCGAAAGUAUCAACAAAAACGUUGGAGCGAGCCUUUAUUGAGCAGACAUCAUUUUUCAUAUUUACCAGCGACCUCGGAGGAAGACGACAUAGAUUUUAUUCAACACCGUGUAACUUCUGGGGAGGAUUAUUCAAUGGACUGUUGUUUGUGUCAGGAUCAUUAUAAUAAGAAAAAAAAAUCGACCAAGUAUUUGAUCAACGACGAUAUCAAGAGAUCGAGUAAACUACGUUCACAAAGAACAAGAGAAAACAUGGAAUUAAGGUUGAUUGGAAGUCAGGUUGAGGAAGCCUUAGGCGAUGACAGGCAAGCAGUUUUGAUACAACAGUUGGAUCUUGUCAGCAAUGCACUUGAGGCGUUGAUCCAUUUCGUACAAUCCUUACAAGUAACCAAUCUAGCUGUUCAAAGGACCAUAGACAUUGGACAUUUGUUAAUUAAUAAUCGUUCAUCAUUGACCGAUAAUUCAACGAGUUUAAAAUUUUUAACAGGACAUAUACAACAGGUAGAAAAUUUAACAGCGAAUGAUUUAUAUAUUAAUAUUUAUUAUUAUAACGAUUGGAUUUAUCAGAUAGAGAAUAAAAAGAAAUUUCGUUCGUCAUUCUUACAAGAUUUAAAGGAACACUGUUUGAAGAGUAUGACCAUGUCGAAACAAUUACGUAUUUUAUUGGAGGAACAUAAAUCAAGAAAAGAAGAUUUUUCGAUUGCUGCGAAAAAUUUUCAAAAUUUUCUUAAUAAAUCUAAAUUGUCAACGUCGCAAUUAGAAAAAUUACGUCGACAGUACGAUAUUAUCUUGGAGGAUUAUCAAGAGAGUAAACAAAUUUUGGACGUAAGAUUACCGAAAGUCGUGAACGCAAGAUUGGUAACAUUGCACGAAGGUUUUGGAAGGAUAAUUGAAUUUUUUAAAGAUUUCGAUUAUUACAAAGAAAUUUCGGAAAUAUUUAAACAAUUAAGAGAGAAUUUGUACAUCGAGGAUUUCGUAAAAGAACACAGCAUUGCCGUUGAAAUACCGGGAAACGUGGAAACGUGUCAAUUGUGUCAAACGACAAAUCGAGUCGAUAAGAAAUAAUAAUAAGAAUAAUAAUAACUAUCGCGAAUAAAAGUGUUUUCAUCAUUGAAAAAUGUAUGUUGGUAGAUUAGAUAUACAACGAAUUAUAGACGAUUUGUGGGAAAUCUUAUAAGUUUAAUCCUCUUAGAAGACCGUGUCAAGGUUUGUCCGUGCCACUGAUCAUCUUGUAAACUUAAAGGAUCUCGUGAUCCAUCGGUGCAGAAAAAAAAAAAGAAAAAAGAAAAAAAAGAGAAAAAAGAGAAAAAUAAUGACAAGGUAUAAUCGGCUUUCGAACGAGAAAAUAAAAUCGAUUUGUAUUACAACGAGAUUAGUAGUAAUAUUUGUCAAAAGCUAGUAAAAAUAAAAUAAUGAAUAAAAGUUCUAUUUUACGUAAGAAAAAAAGAAAAAAAAAAAGAGAGAGAGAAAAUAAAAAUAUACAGUAAACAAACAAAUCGUUUAAGUCACUUGACAAACAUGCAUCGUCGUAUUCUUUUCAAUCAAAUGGCGGCCAGCCAGUGAUGAUGGCAACAUGGCGGCGUGCGCGCGCAUAACAAGAUGGAGCGACCAAUAGAAAUGCAGAUAUAAAUAGCGAAUCGUUUUCCACGCGUUUGGAAUGAUUCGAAUCAUCGAUGAACUUGGAGAAAUGAUUGGAAUAGUUCGUAAAAAAGGAAAAGAAAAAAGAAAGCAAAAAGGUAGACAUAAAACAAAAAGAAUGAAAGACAAUAAAACAAAUAUAGGAAAAAAUUAGUUGAACGGUUUGACAAAUGAAAGAUAUAAAUAUCGUUUUUGAAAUAGAUUAAAAUAUUAGGGGAGGAAGGGUUUGGAAAAUAAUCAAUUAUUUUUGAUUUAAAAAACAAAAAAGCUUUAUUACUUCAUAAAAGUUUUUAAGUAUCAAUUCAAAAUAUAAUUUCAUUCUUCACUCAGGAUAGUUUCCCCUUUAAUGAACCAUUUUUCAAGUUCAUUUUUUAAAAACAUGUACGGAUUUCGAUUGGAAAAAAAAACCUGUUGAGGUAGCUUUACAUUACUUAGGUUAAAUUUUGAAAUUUUUUUUUGCUACGAAUGUUACGCUCCAGAGCCUUAAAAGAGUUAAUGAUCGGUAAUUGCUAAAUCAAGACAAUAAUAUGACUAAGAACUUUCCAGUUUAACUCGAAAAUUCGAUCGAUUAAAACUGAUCGUAAUUCAUUAAGUUUAUCUUUCGAUCUAUCCAAUUAUUGGCAAUAAACAUUAGCCGUGAUAGUUUCACACAGUUUGAAUGGCUCAUAAUGAAUUAAUGAAUAAACGAUUCAUUUCUCGUUACAACACAAUUUGAGAAACGGUUCAUAUCUAUACUUUAUCAACAAAUAAUUGCGAAUUGUUUACCUCUGCUCGUUGUUGCUCGGCAGACAAUUAAUACACCGUUCAAAUAUCCGUUCUGUUUGUUUUGCCAAUGAGUUUUAAACGUUCUCGCACCGUUGACCAAGAAAAAUCGAGCUUUUUCUUGGAUAAUUCUAUCAAUCGUUAACCUUCUAAUCACUUUCUCGACUUUAAAAUGUCAUCAUCAAGAUACGAUACACUUCCGGAUCUUCUAUGCAUUCUGCGAAAUCCUGUCGGCAGAUAUAAAUUUAUGUAAUCACCGUUCGACAUUUGUUUAUCGUUAAGGUUCAAUGAUCAUUGAUUUGAUGGAAUGCUUUGGUAUUCAUACCUUGAUCGAAAAAAAGUAGCAUACCAAUGACCCUGACACGUGACUUCAUGGAAAACAGGGCUUCAACAUUUCGGUGUUUAACUUGACUUUAAUAUUAACUAGACUUUAACAUUACAGUUAUGUCAUGAAAAAAAAAGAAAAUAAAUUAAAAGAGAACAAAUUCCAAAAGGAUAUUCUUCCACAAAAAGCUACCAGGAUAGAAAAGUUUUUUCAAAAUUCAAAUAUAAAAAAUAUAGGAUUUCUUUCCGGUCGUACGUAGGAAGGAAGGAAUGAACGAAUGAAAAAGAAGAAAGUUAAUGGUGCAUAGAUACAUCGACAGAGGGCAGGUCCGUUGCUUCGCGGGCGAAUCGUACGCGCGUUAUAAAGACAGAGAGAGAAAGAGAGAGAGAGAGAGAGAGAGAGAAAGUAGAGUAGAGUAGAGUAGAGUAAUGGAAGGGCGGAGAAGUGGGGAGAGAGCACUGUGAAGCGAGCGAGUGAGCGAAUGAGCGUGGAUAGAGUGAGCGAGGGAGGGAGGGAUAGAGAGAGAUAGAAUAUAACCUAUAUCCGUAGUGUGUCUCGGCCGGUGCGUCGUCGUCGUCGUCGUCGUCGUCGUCGUCGUUAUUAUUAUUGCCGUCGUUAUCGUCGUCGUCGUUGUCGUCGUCGUCGUCGUCGUCGUCGUCGUCGUCGUCGUCAUCGUCGGCGUCGUUAUAUUCUCCGUGCCACCUCCCUCGACGGGUGGCGGCCGGUUUAGAGAUCGCUGCUGUCCUUAACGUCGGAUUUUAAUCUCGUUAAAGACAGUGGGUUUAAUGUGUGGACACACGUGUUCUAUUACAGUGAUAUAUGGCCGGGCGGGGGGAACAUUUCUUCCCUCUCUCUCUUUCUCUCUCGUUUUCUUCGACGAUUAGAGUAAGACGAUAAUAAUGUAAAAGAGAGUAAGAGAGAGAGAGAGAGAGAGAGAGAAAGAGAGAGAGAGAGAGAGAGCGACGGCCUAACUCGGGCGCACGUUCGCGACACUUCGUACGUUCGUUCGUCUGUCUGUCUGUCUGUCUGUCUGUCUGUUUGUCUGUCAGUUUGUACAUACUUAUGUACGUUCGUUACGCUACGUAGUCGUCGUAGUGUCGUCGUCGUCGUCGUCGUAGUCGUCGUAGUAGUCGCCGUUGUUGUUGGGCUUCUCGGCAAUCUGGUUUGGUUUAACAGGAUUCCACGUAGAUAAAGAGAGAAAGAGAGAGCAAGAGAGAGAGAGAGAGAAAGAGAGAGAGAGAGAGAGAGAGAGAAGUUGGUAGUAGGAGGGUCGAUAAAAGUCCGUGUACCGAACGGGCGCGCCGCGAAUCGUUCGAGUUCGCUCACCGCGCUCGAACCUCUCUCUACGUGUGUGGCCGACGUUUUCUACUCUUCCUUAUUCAACCCUCGGUAUAUUGUGUCGCCUUUUGCUUCAAGCGACACAAAAAGAGAAAGAGAGAGAAAGAUACAAGAGAGAGAGAGAGAGAGAGA
Vespa velutina is the source of this 4411-nucleotide messenger RNA. RefSeq lists its product as uncharacterized. The record is from RefSeq and is a predicted model, not a curated record. Lineage: Eukaryota; Metazoa; Arthropoda; Insecta; Hymenoptera; Vespidae. The coding region runs from base 214 to 1281 and encodes 355 amino acids. The transcript is spliced from 4 exons.